CGCUUUUUUUGCGCUGCCGGACGAGGAGAAGGCCAAGGUCCGGCCGGCGGAGGGGUCCCAGGCGCCCCUGCCGGCUGGCCACGGGCGGCAUCCCGCCCAUUUGGUGGACAGGUACGAGUACGUGCGGGUCUGUCAUCCUCGGCACGAGCUCAACUUGUACUUCCCCGAUGAGCCGGCCGGUUUCAGAGAAGCAAUGGAGGAGUGCUACGCGAAGCUCACCGAGCUGGGGCUGCUCAUCCAGGACAUCCUCAACGACUGCAUGGGGCUGCCGCCGGGCUUCCUCAAGGAAUACAACAGCGACCGCGGCCUGGACGUCAUGGUGGCGCUGCGCUACUUCUCUUCGUCGUCGAGGGAGGGGGAGGAGAUUGGGCUGAGCGAGCACGAGGACGGGAGUUGCGUCAGCUUUGUCUUCCAGGACGGCGUAGGCGGGCUGGAGGUCCUCAAAGACGGGCAGUGGAUUGCGGCAGAGCCCGCCGACGGAAGCAUCGUCGUUAAUAUCGGCGACGUCCUGAGGGUGCUGAGCAACAACACGUUCCGUAGCGCGACGCACCGGGUGGUGAGGAAGGCGGCGCACCGGCACUCGUUUGGCUUCUUCUGGUCCAUCCACGGCGACAAGUGGGUGGAGCCGUUGACGGAGUUCGCCGCCAAGAUCGGCGGCGCGCCGCAGUACAGGGGGUUCAAGUACAACGAGUAUAUGCAGCGGUUCAUGAAGAGCAGGACGGAUCCGCAGGCCAGGCCCGAGGACGCCUUCAGCGUCAGCCACUAUGCCAUCUGAUCUGACGUACGUGCACCUGUACGUCCGCCACUCGGAAGUUAAAUGUACGUGCACGUGUACGUGUACACAUUUCAUUUCAUGGUAUGUACCGUGUACGUGUACGUGUUACCCUACAUAUAUAGCUUACUAUAUGCUAGCAUAUGUGUGUUGGGUUCGUGGUACGUGGAUGGCAGGUACGGUUUCCUUCUUCGACGUCUUAGUCAUGUGGGGCUGUCAGAUCUGAAGUAUGAUGGCGUGUCCGGGGUGUUGCCCCGGUAUGUUUCAUUCAACGGUAAGGUUUUGCUUUUGGCGAGCCACCUCAGAGGUCCGCAAAGCUGCACGUCAGCGAUCGAGCCGCGUUGAGCUUGGGUGUGAAGGUGAUCAGUCAUUUUUUCCUUUGGUGACUGCUGUGAUGGUGCCAGAGGCAUGUGACGGGCGUCAGUGUCAAGCUCAGAGGUAUCUUCGGUCUUGUUAGUAAUUUUACUUCUUGGAUGUUGUUCCUUUGUGCAAAGUCCAGUGUUCUGCUAUAUGUUCAGA
Messenger RNA from Triticum aestivum (bread wheat), 1291 nucleotides. RefSeq names its product flavanone 3-dioxygenase 2. Lineage: Eukaryota; Viridiplantae; Streptophyta; Magnoliopsida; Poales; Poaceae. The record is from RefSeq and is a predicted model, not a curated record.